CGGCAUUUCCUUUAUCUCUAGUUUCUUUCUAUGUAUAUUAGAAAAAUUUGUGUUGUAGAAGGAAAUUUUGGGGGGUGAAUUAUGACAGAAGAGCGCGAACAGGGGAAAAGAGAGAGAGGAAGAGGAAGAGGAAGAGGAAGAGGAGAGGGCAGUCUGAAGAGUUGGGUGCAGGCCUAGCAUCGAGGGUACGAUGGGAUUGAAGAGGCCUUCGCCGGUGUCAAUCGCCAUUUCCGUCUUCCUGCUUCUUGGUGUCCUCUUCGCCGGCUUUCAGUGGCUCGACCAGCCAUCGAUCGACGGACAAGGGUUGCUUUUAUAUCGCUGGAACAGAUUCUUUACACUUUCCCUAUCUGUUUACGAUCGCCAAUUGCGAAGAAGAGAAUAGAAUCACGUCUCCGGGGAUAAGACAACACCAUGUGAGACGACAUGCCGCGUUAUGAAGCCCUUUUCUGCAGGCAAACGGUACUUCUUCUGGAACCCAUUCGGCGGGAGCCAUUCAAGCGACUCUUUGGCAGCACGCCUAGCGGGGGAGCACGGUCUGCUCUUUUGUGCCAACACAACUGCUGCAGCGGAGGUCCGGCAAUUCCCGCCCGGUCCCUCAUGCCCCGACUACUUCAGGUGGAUCCAUGAAGACCUCCGGCCCUGGAACCGGAGUGGUAUCACCCGAGAGAUGGUGGAGUCCGGAAAGAAGCUCGCCGACUUCCGGCUGGUCAUCGUCGGAGGAAAGGCGUACGUGGAGACGUACCGGAGAUCCUUCCAGACGAGGGACCUGUUCACCAUCUGGGGCAUCCUUCAGCUCCUUAGUUGGUACCCCGGCCACAUUCCGGAUCUGGAUCUCAUGUUCAACUGCGGCGAUGUCCCAAUGGUCCCGGCCGCCGGCUUCUGGCCCUGGACCUGGAUCCGUAAAUGGCGCGUGCCAGCCCCCGUCUUCCACUAUUGUGCUGAUGACGCCUCACAAGAUAUUGUCUUCCCUGAUUGGUCUUUCUGGGGCUGGGCAGAGGUGAACAUAAAACCAUGGAAGCUGCUGGUGAAGGAGCUGAGAGCAGGCAACGAAAAGACCAAAUGGAAGGAGCGGGCGAGAACUGCUUAUUGGAAGGGGAACCCGUACGUGUCCAGAACCAGGCGGGACCUUCUCAAGUGUAACCUUUCCGAGUCCCAUGAUUGGAACGCACGCCUUUAUAUCCAGAACUGGGAGGAAGAAAUUCAACGUGGAUUCAAGCAAUCAAACCUGGCAGAUCAGUGCACUCACAGAUACAAGAUUUACGUGGAAGGGGUUGCAUGGUCGGUAAGCAGGAAGUACAUACUGGCAUGCGACUCCCCAACUCUGUCCAUGAAGGAUCGAUACUACGACUUCUUCUCCAGGUCCCUCCUGCCGGGCCAACACUUUUGGCCCAUAAGCGCUGAUAACAAAUGCCCCUCCAUCAAGUUUGCGGUUGAUUGGGGGAACAGCCAUCCACAGAAGGCUCAAGAGAUUGGGAAGGCAGGAAGCAGCUUCAUUCUGAAUGAUAUGCGGAUGGAGAAUGUAUAUGACUACAUGUUUCAUGCUCUAACUGAAUAUGCAAAGCUGUUGAGGUACAAGCCCACCAUACCCUCGGCGGCAAAGCCCGUCUGUUUGGAAUCCAUGGCUUCCUCUGAGAGCGGGCGGGUGAAGGAGUUCAUGAUAGAAUCGAUGGUGGAAGGACCACGAAACGCAGGGCCUUGUGCUCUUCCUCCUCCCGAUUCUGCCGCAGUCGAGUCACUGACGAGAAGAAAGAAGGAAUCCGUGAAACAAGUACAACGAUGGGAGCGAGAAGGUAGGGACAGAUGGAACAAGAGAAGAUAGCAGUUCUGCUGUUUGAAGUGUCCCAAAAUUGGCCGACACAAUAGGAUAGGUAGACAAGAAAUCAGAGUUAAUGAAGAAAAGAGAGGGGGGUUUUGUUUGGCUAGGCAAUUGAAGGAGGACAGCAAUUGCCUGCUCAAUUGUGUAAGUUAUCGAUUGAUGGCCUACUGAAACAGAUAUAAAUCAAAUACAUGUAUUUUUUGGGUCCUGUAUAUAAAACUGCAAGGCUUAUCGACUGAAAAUCAAAUAUGGGUGCUAUAUGAAUACCUAUAUGUAUCUA
Nymphaea colorata (pocket water lily) is the source of this 2096-nucleotide messenger RNA. RefSeq lists its product as uncharacterized. NCBI's taxonomy places the organism in Eukaryota, Viridiplantae, Streptophyta, Magnoliopsida, Nymphaeales, Nymphaeaceae. The transcript is spliced from 7 exons. The record is from RefSeq and is a predicted model, not a curated record. Bases 434 to 1819 code for a protein of 461 amino acids.